Messenger RNA from Uranotaenia lowii, 915 nucleotides. It is a transcript of the gene Sod2, whose product is annotated as superoxide dismutase [Mn], mitochondrial. Gene Ontology annotation, biological process: superoxide metabolic process. NCBI's taxonomy places the organism in Eukaryota, Metazoa, Arthropoda, Insecta, Diptera, Culicidae. The record is from RefSeq and is a predicted model, not a curated record. Gene Ontology annotation, cellular component: mitochondrion. Gene Ontology annotation, molecular function: superoxide dismutase activity; metal ion binding. The transcript has 5 exons. Bases 117 to 779 code for a protein of 220 amino acids.
ACUCAUCUUGAAAUUCUACCAUUUGAUUAUCACUUCGUGCAUAUCGGGCCGGCUAGGAGCAACAUCUUGUUAGAAACUUUUUUUUUGUCUGAUACACUUAGGCAUCUACUUUUUUCAUGAUGUUGGCCAUCCGGGGAGCGCUUUUCGGAACUUUCAGAAAUGUUCCUGCUGUCUUGGGAGUUCGCAGCAAGCAUACCCUCCCGGAUCUGCCGUAUGAUGUGGCCGCAUUGGAACCUGUGAUUUGUCGAGAAAUCAUGGAGGUUCAUCAUCAGAAGCAUCACAACGCUUACGUCACUAAUCUAAAUGCCGCUGAAGAACAGCUGAAGGAUGCCGUGGCCAAGAACGAUGUCUCCAAGAUCAUCCAACUAGGCGGUGCCAUCAAGUUUAAUGGUGGAGGUCACAUCAACCAUUCCAUCUUUUGGCACAACCUGUCGCCGGAUAGCUCAAAACCAUCGGCCGAAUUGGCCGAGGCCAUUGAGCGAGAUUUCCAUGGAUUGGAAAACUUUAAGAAAGAGAUGAAGGCGGCUGCCGUGGCCGUACAAGGCUCGGGCUGGGCCUGGCUUGGAUACAACAAGAAAACCAAAGCUCUGCAAGUGGCCGCCUGUCCCAAUCAGGAUCCUCUCGAGGCUACCACUGGAUUGGUGCCACUGUUCGGGAUCGACGUCUGGGAGCAUGCCUACUAUCUGCAGUACAAGAACUUGAGACCGAACUAUGUCGAUGCCAUCUGGGACGUUGCUAACUGGAAGGACAUUUCCGAACGCUUGGCCAAGGCGAAGUAAAUCGAGGCAUAUGCAUCUGCCUACACAAACAACUCAAUUGCCUGUCAUGCUUUUCUGCAAGUGUCUAUGUUAAUUUGCAAUAUCAAUCUCCGAAUAAAAAAGCGUUAGUUCUAAAAAUAAACAAAAAUAAAAUAUU